AACGUAGAAUCAUGAUUGCUGCCUCAUGAAUGUACUGCCAGUAGGCAGUCAGCUUGCACUCGAAGCGGAUUCACAUCGAAAUGUUGGUCGAUCAGCAAUUUGAGGCAGCUGCUGCAGCUGUAAAAGAGCUUACGAAACGUCCUACUGACGGAGAGCUUUUGGAACUUUACGCUUUAUUCAAACAAGCUACAGUUGGCGAUAAUAACACAUCUAAACCUGGUAUGCUGGAUCUGAAAGGAAAAGCAAAAUGGGAUACCUGGAACAAGAAGAAGGGCACUUCGCAAGAAGUAGCGAAGCAAACUUACAUCGAUUAUGCCAAUCAAUUGCUCGAAAAAUAUAAAUAGAUUUAUCUAUUAGUUGGGAUAGUUGUGUUCCUGUCAUAGUUAUAAGCCAAAUACAUUUUUAUAUAUGCGAUACAGGUCACAUUCGUCUAGACGCUAACAUAAGUUGAACGCGUUUGAUGACCAAAAUUGGAACAAAAAUAUUAUAUAUAAUAUAUACUUUUGCACAAACAUACUUAUUCUUAUAGUGCCUUCCUGUUCUCUUCCUUAAUAUACCAAGCAUCGAUAAAAACAAUGCGGCUAACAAAAUAAAAAUGUAAUCAUGUCACUUUCAUCGUUGUUUAGUACAUUUUAUGUUGUUUUAUUAUAAAUUGCAACUAGUACGACAAUAGAGAAUUCAUUGUAUAAAA
This is a messenger RNA of Formica exsecta, 691 nucleotides long. RefSeq names its product acyl-CoA-binding protein homolog. The record is from RefSeq and is a predicted model, not a curated record. Gene Ontology annotation, biological process: fatty acid metabolic process. NCBI's taxonomy places the organism in Eukaryota, Metazoa, Arthropoda, Insecta, Hymenoptera, Formicidae. Gene Ontology annotation, molecular function: long-chain fatty acyl-CoA binding. The coding region runs from base 81 to 344 and encodes 87 amino acids. The transcript has 4 exons.